AAGUGGAGUCCUUUAAAGCGGAAGUGGAUGAGUUGUUUGUUAGCAACUGUCGCUGUGGUUUGUGUGUGAUGCUUUUGAAUCGACUGAAUGAUGUUUUCCCGUGCUGAUGAAACAGCUGGUGAUAUUCCUGUGAAAGACAUCACUGUCAGCACACAUGGCGCAGCUACAUUACCAGAGUCUGUACUGUCCCAGAAUGUCAGAGAGAGGCAGAACGUGUCCAAGUUCAGCAGGGAAGAGCUGGAGGACAAGUUUUUACGGCUGCAGGAUGAAAACCUCACACUCAAACAACACGCAUGCAAACAAGAAGACAAGAUCCGCAGGAUGGCCACGAAGUUGAUCCGUCUGGUGAAGGACCGUAAGCAGCGCGAGAGCGCGGGCGGGCGAGAUGUUGAGAUGGAGGAGAUGAUGGAGGAGAUGCAGGAGAAGGUUCAGGAUCUGGAGAAACAGAACGAAGGGCUGAGACGGCGUCUGCUGGCCACCAAACAGCAGCUGCAGGUCCAAACCCGCCGACACACUCCCUACAGCCACAUCCAGCCUCGCAUCAACUCUGGCCUGCGCAGACCCCUGAGCCCAGCACGCCCACACACUCCCAGAGCAGGUGUCAGGCAUGUUGAAGGGGAACUGAGUGCGAAACCCCCCCAGGGUCUGUUGCCCCGCUACGGACACAGUCUUCUGGACGAGGCCCGCGCUGAGAUCCGCAACCUGGAGAGUGUGACUGAGAUCCAGCAGGCUCAGCUGGAGGAGAUGGAGAGAUCAGCGGAGGCGUUGAGAGAUCAGCUGAAGAGGAGAGAGAGAGAGGUAGAGGAGUCGCUCCUGCAGAUGAGAGAGCAUCAGGCCGGUGGACAGAGGUUAACUAUAAAGGAUAAUGUAGAGAUGAUCAAACUGCAAAAGCUGUUAUCUGAGAAAGGAAACGCACUCACAGUGCUGGAGAGCCGAUUCCUUCAGCAACAGGAGAGCAUGAGGACUCUGAAGGCCAGUCAUGAUGCAGCGCUGCUGAGGGUGGAGGAAGUGAGUCGACAGAUGAAGGAGGAGAGGAUGAGGAGUUUACAGCUGGAGACGCAGAUGCAGAGCAGAGUUCUAGACCAGAGACACGCGCAAGAGUUACAAGAGAGAAUCCAAGAUUUGGAAAAGGAGAGAGACUUGCUCAAGGAAAACUGUGAUAAAUUUGUGAAAAGUGCGUUUGAUGUGAGUCAGGAGCAGAAAUGGAGGAUUCGAGAACAGCAGCUCAAACUGCAGCUCGUCCAGCUGGAGACGGCUUUAACGUCGGACCUCACCGAUAAAAACCUGAUCCUGGACAAGAUCAAGGCAGAGAGAGAUGUAAAUGAGAAACUGAUGCAAGAAAACAAGCAACUUCAACUGCGUUACCUGGAGCAGAAACAACAAAUGGAUGAAAUUAAAGAUCGCAUGAAGUUCUUUACCAAGGAAAGUGAAAUAGAUGCAGCUGAACUCAGUGAAGCCCUGAUGCUUAUAAAGACUCGUAGGAGUCAGAAGAGUGGAGAGCUUGGCUUCCUGGAGAAGGUGGAAGAAGAUGUGAAAGUGGACGUGGAACGAUCUCUGAGGGAAAUGCAGGCCACUCAUGCUGAGACCAUUCAAGAGCUGGAGAAGACCAGGAACAUGCUCAUCAUCCAACACAAGAUCAAUAAAGACUAUCAGGCUGAAGUUGAAGUGGUCACUCGCACGAUGGACGAUCUGAAACUUGAAUAUGAAUUGAAGACGGAGAAGCUGGCUCGGCUUCUGGACAUGAGAGCGGCCAAGAUAAAGAAACUUGAAGCCCAGCUGAAAGACAUUGCGUAUGGAACCAAGACCCAUGUUUUCCGACCUGAUGUCCCCAGCGAUGACGUCACAGAUGAGUUUGACGGACCCCUCCACUUGGCUCGAGGCGAGAACCUUCUGGAAAUCCACUUGGGGAGAGCGCAGUUCGCUCCUGAAGCUGUAGAGGGUCUAAAGGACAGAGAUCCGUCCACCUUCUGCACAUAUGCCUUCUACGACUUUGAGCUGCAGUCCACGGCUGUGGUGCGAGGUGCCCGUCCAGCGUACAGCUUCACUUCUCAAUACCUGGUGAGAGUGAAUGAGCUCUUUUUGAACUAUCUCCACUCCAGCUCUGUUACCGUGGAGGUGCAGCUCGCCGAGGGGCUGAGUUUCCGCACGGUGGCCGCUGGUCAGCUCAGGUUAAAUCAACUGCUGGAACGAGAUGGGAAGGUGUUCGGCACCAUUCAGUUAGUUGGUGUUACAGAUGCGAUCCAGGUGUUUGGUACACUGGAGUACUGGCUCAAACUGAGAGUUCCUAUGGAACAAGCCAUUCGCCUUUAUAAGGAGAGAGUCAAAGCGCUUGGUUACCUCAACACAAGCGCGAGAGACAGCCAGGCUUUAUCGGUUCCUGUCGCCAGUUCCUCAUCAUUGAUACAUGGUGAUCUAAAUGAACUAAACGUCACCGUGCACUUAUGCUGUAAUCUCAAAUCCAGAGCUCCUCACACUCAACCCAGCCCCUACGUCAUCUACAAACUCUACGACUUCCCUGACCAUGAUACACCAAUCAUAUCCUCCACCAAUGAGCCACAGUUUGAAGAUCACACGGUCUUCCCAGUGGCCAUGAACUCUGACCUUGAUGCGUUUCUCAGGUCAGAGGCUCUGGUGUUGUAUGUGUUUGAUGAUCUAGAUGAUGAGAACCAGCUGUAUCUGGGGAAGGCCAGAGUACCGCUCAUCUCGCUGGCACACGAUGACACCAUCACUGGUAUGUUUGAGCUUACAGACCCUGCUGGACUCCCCAGUGGCCAAAUCAGUGUGACACUGAAAUGGAAGUUCACGUACCUCUCUCCAUCAUCAUCAGCUCUCACCACACAUCAGACCAAGAAAACAGAGAGACAGACAUCACAAGACAAGGAGAAAACAGAGACAGAGACACAACGGAUGGCCAAAGACCCUCCGCUAAUACCUCAGCCCACUGUUUCUGAGACUCCAUUGCCCAAACCCAGACAGCGAACCCUUCCAAAAUCAGCUGCUAAAAGAGUGUCUUUUGUGGACGUCACUGAGCUUGAAAAACAGAUGGAGCAGACUACAGCCUCUGAUGAUAGGAAUAAAGAGACGAGAUCAGCUGUAACCCCUGUGCCUAAGACCAUCAUAGUGAUGGAUGCAGGACAGGCCACUGCAGUCAGCGAGGAAGAGGACGAGGAAGAGUCUCAUUUCUCUGAGGGUCAGCUGAUCACCACCAGCUCUCAAUCUGAUGAGUCUGAGAUCUCUGAAGAGCUGCAAGAGCCGCAAACAGGCGUACAGGGUGAGGAUGAAGAGGAUGAAGAGGAGGAUAGCGAUGACUGCAUAGUUCCUGCUCAGAGCACACAGCAGAAAAAACAGCCGUCCGAGUGCAUUCGUGUGGAGAUCGUUUCUCUGAGUCUGAAGCCAGGCUCGAGAGUGGCAGAAGACAGUGGGAUCGUCCGGCUGUUUGUGGAGUACUGUUUCCUGGGCCUGCCGUCAGUCGAGACCCCGCUGUCCCUAAAGAAGCCCCUGCCUGGACACUGUCUCUCCUACAACUUCAGCAAUGUGAUCCAUGUGGAUAUGGAGCAUAACCAAGCCAGACGGCAGUCUCUGAGAGCAGUGCUGGAGGGCCGGAACAAACAACUAGAGCACAUAAAGUUCACGGUGGUGAGUGACCCUCCUGAAGAGGAAGAGCAGGAGGAGGAGUGUGAGGAUGUGGGCGUGGCCUACCUGCGAAUCCGCGAUGUCAUGGACAAACGCAGAGACAUGAAGGACGUGAGCCUGAGCGUCGUGGACGUGCAGGACAGCAGGGACGUCAUUGGCCAGCUCGUGGUGACCGUUGAAGCUCUGGAGGCUCUGACGUCCAUCAUGAAAGACCCAGAGCGGGAUCGUCCUCUGACUACACUCGCUUAAUUCACCCAAACCAAUGA
Messenger RNA from Rhinichthys klamathensis goyatoka, 3899 nucleotides. RefSeq names its product RPGRIP1 like (gene rpgrip1l). The transcript has 27 exons. NCBI's taxonomy places the organism in Eukaryota, Metazoa, Chordata, Actinopteri, Cypriniformes, Leuciscidae. Bases 88 to 3882 code for a protein of 1264 amino acids. Gene Ontology annotation, biological process: retinal rod cell development; non-motile cilium assembly. Gene Ontology annotation, cellular component: photoreceptor connecting cilium. The record is from RefSeq and is a predicted model, not a curated record.